AUCUGCGCGGAGCUCUGCAAGCUGCCCGUGUGCCGCACCGGGUUGAAGGACCACGACGGCUUCACGGCGCUCCAGAUCGCGCAGCGCUGGGGCUUCAGCGGUGCCGCUGAUGCGAUCUUCCGGGCAGUGAACCCGAUGCCAGAGCUGGAUCUGCAAGUCGUGGCGCCGCCGGAAGAGGAGGAGCCGCCUCCACAAGACAAGGCUCCCAAAGGAUCUGGGCGGUUGAAGCCCGGAAAACGCUCCUCCGUCAAGGACACGAGCUUCUUCGACCAGACACGGACUACCCGACGCUGCCAGGACAACAAGAGGGGCUCAAUCGCCUCUUCGCAGCAGUCCCUGCGGCGCUUGUCCUCUCGGGGAUCUUCGCAGGGCCGCCAGACUUCCAAGCGAUCCUCCCUGCGAACAGAGGACAGCCGCCCAGUCUCCCGUGGGUCAUCCCAGGGGGCUGACGGCAAGCGCUCCUCCCUCAAGCGUUCGUCCCUGACCCCGCAGGACCGCCGCCGCUCCUCGGGCGGCGCCUCGCGGAGCUCCCGACCAACUUCUCAGCAAAGCUCGCGGCAAUCCCUCUCGCGAGAAGCUUCGCGGCAGUCCUUGGGGGAGGACGGAGGUAGCCGGAAGAAUUCUCAGGAGGAUCUGGGGAAUCUGGAGCAAGAUCAGCGCGAAGGCUUCUCCGAUGCGGAGGGCAGCACAGGCGAGCCAGCUUCACCAGAGGAACUGGAGGCUUCACCCUCCGAGGCCGGUCUGUCGGAGGUCUCCGAAGGGCCGCCGCCCUUGCCAGAAGAUCUGGGAUAUCAAUCGGGCUUCCAGGCCGUCGAGGACAAUCGCUUGGAUGAUGCCAUGGCCUUGGUGCGUACCCCGAUGUGGCCGUUCACCAAUGAAGUGAACAAGCGGGGCUGGACCUUGCUCCAUGUGGCCGCCUACAAUGGCCUGGAGGAGCUCUGCCGGGCCAUGUGCCAGCGGAAGGACUUCUUGGGCAUCGACCAACCUGAGAAGGACUUCUGGGCUACGCCCCUGCACCUGGCCGCGGGCAAGCGCCGUCCUGAGUGCUGCAGCGCCAUCAUCGAGAGUGGCAGAUGCAACCAGGUGAAUGCCAAAGACAUGCAGGGCCGGACAGCACUUCAUUUGGCAGCCUUACGAGCUGACAAGGAGUCCUAUGCAGCCAUAGCGGCGCACCCGGACUGCAACCCCUUGCUGCCGGACAGCCAGGGCAAGUCGGCCUUGGAAUAUGCCGCAGAUCGUGGCCUCAAGGCAGGUCGCAUCAGCCUCCACACUCGGUUUCUUUUCCGCCGACGGAUCCCACACGAGUCCCGAGUUUCGACCCCGCGGGGAGAGCGCACGGAGCACGAGACGGAUCGAGCGGAUCGGCGGACCGUGCCGGAUGUGGCGAUGGACGAGCCGUGCUUCUUCACGGUGACCAGCAGCGAUGACCCGAGUCCGUUGCAUUUUCAACUGGGCCCCACAGAUGAUCCACUGAAGGUGGGUCGGAACAAAAAAUGUGGUCUCGUGGUGAAUCAGCCGGGCGUCUCCUGGGUCCACUUCGAGAUCAAGUUCUCGCCAGAGACGGGUGGUUUGAUGGUGAAGGACUUCUCCACCAAUGGCGUGGGCCUUCGUUGCCGUGGCAGCGACAUGACCAAGGUGGAGAAGGACGUGGACACCGAGCUCCCGAGCGGUGCCACCCUGACGGUGCCCUUUCGGGUGCGCCCGAACCAGCCCGGCGAGUGUCAAACCUCCUUGACCUUCAGCAUCGACAACGUGGACUCGCCCUCCAGCGAGCUCACGGAAUCGGAGGAGGCUCCUGAAGUUCACGAGGAGGUCGAAACCGAGCAGAAAGGCAAAAGGAAGAAACCAGAAGCGAAGGAGAAGGGUGGCAAGGAGAAGAAGAAAAAGAUGAAGCAUGACUUUGCCGCCGGGCAGUUCGUCCGCGUCGUUGGCCUAAAGGCCAAGAGCGAGCUCAAUGGCAAGGUUGGCUUGCUGGUGGAAUGGGAUGAGGCCAACAGCUAUUGGAAGGUCCGCAUGGAGGACGGCACGGGUAAAGCCUUCCGCCCGGUGAACCUGGAGCCGCACCAAGUGCCCCCACCGACCGCCGAGCGCGCGGAGCGCGCGGAGCGCGCGGAGCGCGCAGAGCCCGAGGGUUGCACGAUCCCACCGCCCCCGCCAGAUGAGCCAGCCCCCGCGCAGGACUUGCCUCCGGGCCCACCCGGGCCGCCCGGAGGUCCGCCCGGGCCGCCCGGGCCGCCCGGUCCACCGGGCCCGCCGGGCCCGCCGGGCGCUGCGGGUGCCAACGGGGUGAAGCCGAAGGAAGCCGUCUCAUCUGUGCGGCCACCCUUGCAGGUGAUUCCGCCGGGUGCAGCUCAAACCAUGCUUCCGAUGCCCAUGCCAAUGCCAAUGCCUAUGCCGACCAUGAUGCCAAUGCUGUCAGGGAUGCCUUUGAUGCCACCCAUGAUGGGUCUGCCUUUGCCAGCACCGCGACGUCCGUGA
Messenger RNA from Durusdinium trenchii, 2478 nucleotides. NCBI's taxonomy places the organism in Eukaryota, Dinophyceae, Suessiales, Symbiodiniaceae. The record is from the annotation of a GenBank genome assembly.